Messenger RNA from Hipposideros armiger (great roundleaf bat), 3180 nucleotides. It is a transcript of the gene HPSE, whose product is annotated as heparanase. The transcript is spliced from 12 exons. Bases 105 to 1751 code for a protein of 548 amino acids. The record is from RefSeq and is a predicted model, not a curated record. Gene Ontology annotation, molecular function: hydrolase activity, acting on glycosyl bonds. Lineage: Eukaryota; Metazoa; Chordata; Mammalia; Chiroptera; Hipposideridae. Gene Ontology annotation, cellular component: membrane; extracellular matrix. Gene Ontology annotation, biological process: cell-matrix adhesion; angiogenesis involved in wound healing.
GGAGGGGUGUGGCGGAGCGAGCCCCUGGAGGAAAGGAGAAGGCGCUGUGGCUCGGCGAGAGGAAGUGCGCGAGGCUUUGACUCUCGCUGCGCGCUUGCUCGUGGAUGGGGCAGCCAGGUGAGCCCGAGAUGCUGGGGCUCUGGAAGGCGGGGCUGCCGCUGCUGCUGCUCCUGGGGCCGCUGGGCGCCUUCUCCCCCGGCGCCCUGGCGGGACCCGCGCAAACCGAGGACACCGUGGAGCUGGACUUUUCCACGGAGCGGCCGGUGCACCUGGUGAGCCCCUCGUUCCUGUCCUUCACCAUCGACGCCAACCUGGCUACAGACCCUCGGUUCCUCACCUUCCUGGGUUCUCCAAAGCUUCGUACUUUGGCCAGAGGUUUGUCUCCUGCAUAUCUGAGAUUUGGUGGCACCAAGACAGACUUUCUAAUUUUUGAUCCCAAGAAGCAACCAAGCUUUGAAGAAAGAAGUUACUGGCGAUCUCAAUUCAACCAGGAUAUUUGCAAAUCUGGAUUCGUCCCUUCUGAUGUGGAGAAGAGGUUACAGUCGGAAUGGCCAUUCCAGGAGCAAGUGAUACUUAGAGAACAGCAUGAGAAAAAGUUUAAGAGCAGCACCUACUCAAGGAGCUCAGUGGAUAUACUGUAUACUUUUGCACAUUGCUCUGGACUGGACUUGAUCUUUGGUCUAAAUGCCUUACUCCGAACAGCAGAUUUGCGGUGGAACAGUUCCAAUGCUCAGUUGCUCCUGGACUACUGUUCUUCUAUGAGUUAUAAUAUUUCUUGGGAACUAGGCAAUGAACCUAACAGCUUCCAUAAGAAAGCUGGUAUUUUCAUCGAUGGAUUGCAGUUAGGAGAAGAUUUUAUUGAGUUGCAUGAGCUUCUAGGAAAUUCCACUUUCAAAAAUGCAAAACUUUAUGGUCCUGAUGUUGGCCAGCCCCGAGGAAAGACUGUUAAGAUGCUAAGGAGUUUCCUGAAAGCUGGAGGAGGAGUGAUUGAUUCAGUUACAUGGCAUCACUACUACUUGAAUGGACGAAUCGCCACCAAAGAAGAUUUUCUAAACCCUGAUGUGUUGGACACUUUUAUUUCACCCGUACAAAAAAUUUUCCAGGUUGUUAAGAAGACCAGACCCCACAAGAAGGUUUGGCUGGGAGAAACAAGCUCUGCUUAUGGGGGCGGAGCACCCUUGCUGUCCAACACCUUUGCAGCUGGUUUUAUGUGGCUGGACAAAUUGGGCCUUUCGGCCAGAAUGGGCAUCGAAGUGGUGAUGAGGCAAGUGUUCUUUGGAGCAGGAGACUACCACUUAGUGGAUGAGAACUUUGAACCUUUACCUGAUUAUUGGCUCUCUCUUCUGUUCAAGAAACUGGUGGGCACCAAUGUAUUAAUGGCAAGUGUGAAAGGUCCAGACAGAAGCAAACUUCGAGUAUACCUUCAUUGCACAAACAUCAAUCACCCAAGGUAUAAAGAAGGAGAUUUAACUCUGUAUGCAUUAAACCUCCAUAAUGUCACCAAGUACUUGCAGUUACCAUAUUAUUUAUUUGACAAACAAGUGGACAGAUACGUUGUAAAACCUUCAGGACCUGAUGGAUUAUUUUCCAAAUCUGUCCAACUCAAUGGUCAAACUCUGAAGAUGGUGGAUGAUCAAACCCUGCCAGCUUUGACAGAAACCCCUCUCCACCCAGGAAGCUCCCUGGGCUUGCCAGCUUUCUCAUAUGGAUUUUUUGUGAUAAGACAUGCCAAAGCUGCUGCUUGCAUCUGAAAAUGAAAGGCAUACACUAGCCCCGAGAUUGAAUUUUUCAAGUGUAUUGAUAAGAGGAAAGCAAAACUCAAGCUACAUGAAGGCAAGCGGAUACAUUACAAAUCAACUAUAGGGAGUUUGGACACUCAGGGCUACACUUAGCACAGUAUUUUGUUCCCUCUAACUAGACCACUGCUAAUAAGAAUACCUUGUGCCAACCACUGCUUGUACUUUGCAUGUAUAUUUUUAUUUAAGUUAGUAAAAAUGUAUAUGAAUGUUCCCAGUAUAGCCAGGAUGCAAGUAAGUGAAGGAUAUAGUACUAGUUUUAAGAAACUGCUUAGCUGUUUUUAGUUUUAAAAAACAGUUAUUAACAGAUUAUCAGAUUCUUUCCUCCAUAUGCUGUCUCUAUGGGCUCCCAUCAGAAAGUUUACUACUGGAGCCUUCAAAUUGUUUAUAAAAGAGAGACAAUCUCUUUGCACCUUAACAGAGAGCUAGAUUCAGCUGCUGCUUCUCUUCUCUCUAUUCUGUUUGUCAACAAUACUAUGUCAGAGGACAGAUGGUUAGAUGUGAUAGUAUUAAAAAAAAAGAUUAAUGACAAUUCACAGGGAAGGAAUUAUGGAAACUUUGAAUGAAACAUAAAAUGACUAUAACUGAAAUUGACUUACCAAAAGGAAAAAAAUUUAAUUCAAUACAUUAUCACCAGUUAAUGUUUACUUUUGUUCUACAUUUAGUUCUUAUUUUAUUUCGGGAAGCCUUUGGCUGCAAAUAACAGAAAACCUUGAUUCCAAUGGCUUAAACAAUAAGGAUAUUUAUAAUACCAAGUAACGGGAAGUUCAAACAGGGUGGGCUCCACAGCUCGAUAUAUCACAAAAGAGCCAGGUUCUUUCUCUGCUCUACUAUCUUUAGUGUUGGCUUCAUUCUCAAGCUGGUGACAUGAUGGCUGUAGCUAUUCCAUGUACACGUUCAGACCUGGCAGCACUCAGAGAAAAAAGGUGAACAAUUUUUAUGUAUCUCCAUCAUAGACUUGAAGAACCCUUUCGCAGAAGCUCUCCAGUAAACCUCUCCUUGCGUCUCCUCAUGUCUUAUUGGUUAGAAAUAGGUCACAUGGCCAUUCUCCCUGUCACUGCCAAUGUCAUUGAGAUUUCUAUCAUUGUCUGCCAAUUAUCUUUUGGAAUGGAGAGAGUGUUAGGAAGUCUAUGGCACUGACUUCUACAGUUGUGUGCUUUUAUCAGUGACAGGAUAUAUUAUUUUCUCCUGUAUUUUAAUUUUUAGAAAUAUAAUCUUCUUUAUAUUUAUGCCUACUAUGAAUAUUGUCUCAAUUAAACUUAAUUAAUUUGUAAGAUUCUAAAGCUGGAACUUAAAGUUUGGAUGUUUGAAUACCUUUAAAUUUUAUAUGUAAGUGGUUUUUAUAUUUUCUCAUUUGAAAUAAAAGCAAUUUUUAUAACUUCAA